This is a messenger RNA of Balearica regulorum gibbericeps (East African grey crowned-crane), 2064 nucleotides long. Lineage: Eukaryota; Metazoa; Chordata; Aves; Gruiformes; Gruidae. The record is from RefSeq and is a predicted model, not a curated record.
GAGAAAGAAAUGGAAAAGCAGAGAACUCUCUAUCAGCAAGCUCGCUUACAUGAUCGUGGAGCUGCUGAGAUGGUCCUACAGAUGAUUAGUGCAAGCAAAGGUCAUACAGGACCCAUGGUUGUUGAAACACUAAAACUUGGUAUUGCUAUUCUAAAUGGUGGGAAUACCAUAGUUCAACAGAAAAUGCUAGACUACCUGAAGGAGAAAAAGGAUGCUGGAUUUUUUCAAAGUCUGUCUGGCUUGAUGCAGUCCUGCAGUGUUCUUGACUUGAAUGCGUUUGAGAGACAAAAUAAAGCAGAAGGCCUGGGAAUGGUUACUGAAGAAGGAACUCUCAUCGUUCGUGAGCGUGGUGAAAAAGUGUUGCAGCAUGAUGAAUUUACUCGAGAUCUAUUUAGAUUUUUACAACUGCUCUGUGAAGGGCAUAACAAUGAUUUUCAAAAUUACCUACGUACUCAGAUGGGCAACACCACAACCGUGAAUAUUAUCAUUAGUACAGUGGACUAUCUCUUGCGUCUUCAGGAAUCAAUCAGCGACUUCUAUUGGUACUAUUCAGGAAAGGAUGUCAUUGAUGAAUCAGGGCAACGUAACUUCUCUAAAGCUUUGGCUGUCACCAAACAAAUAUUCAAUUCCCUUACAGAAUAUAUCCAGGGCCCUUGCAUAGGUAAUCAACAGAGUCUGGCUCAUAGUAGGCUAUGGGAUGCAGUUGUUGGCUUUCUUCAUGUCUUUGCCAAUAUGCAGAUGAAACUUUCACAGGACUCUGCUCAGAUUGAAUUGCUUAAAGAACUACUAGAUCUGCUAAAGGAUAUGGUAGUGAUGCUGUUGUCACUGCUUGAAGGUAACGUUGUAAAUGGAACUAUUGGAAAACAAAUGGUAGACACGCUCGUAGAAUCAUCUAGCAAUGUAGAAAUGAUUUUGAAGUUCUUUGACAUGUUCCUCAAGUUAAAAGAUCUGACUAACUCAGAUGCGUUCAAAGAGCAUGACCCAGAUGAAGCUGAUGAAAAUGAUAUGUUUAACUAUGUUGAUUUUGUGGAAAGAUUCCAUGAACCAGCCAAAGACAUUGGAUUUAAUGUAGCAGUAUUGCUAACAAACCUUUCAGAGCACAUGCCUAAUGAUUCACGCCUUCAGAGCUUACUCGAACCUGCGGAAAGUGUUCUUAAUUACUUUGAACCAUACCUUGGCCGUAUUGAGAUAAUGGGUGGAGCCAAGAAAAUAGAAAGAGUUUACUUUGAAAUCAGUGAAUCCAGUAGAAUGCAGUGGGAGAAGCCACAGGUGAAAGAAUCCAAAAGGCAGUUCAUAUUUGAUGUUGUAAAUGAAGGAGGAGAACAAGAAAAAAUGGAACUCUUUGUGAAUUUCUGUGAAGACACGAUCUUUGAAAUGCAAUUAGCAUCCCAGAUCUCUGAAACGGAUUCAUCUGAGAGGCCUGAGGAAGAGGAAGAAGCAGAGACUUGUUAUGUAGUAGAUAUUGGAGAUGAUGAGGAAGAAGAAAAGUCCCUGGAAUCUGCAUCAGCUUUUGCAAUGGCCUGUGUUGCAGUAAAGAAGAAUGUUGCCAACUUUUUUAAAAUGGUCACUCUGAAGAACCUAAGGAAACAAUACAGGAAAGUUAGAAAGAUGACAGUAAAAGAGAUGGUGAAAGUGUUUUUCUCCUUUUUCUGGAUCUUAUUUGUAGGGAUGUUUCAACUGUUCUUUACUAUAGUGUGGGGAAUUUUCCAGAUACUUUGGAGCACUGUAUUUGGGGGUGGCCUGGUUGAAGGAGCCAAAAACAUUAAAGUUACUAAAAUAUUGGGAGACAUGCCUGACCCAACACAGUUUGGAAUCCAUGAUGAUGUUAUGGAAGCAGAAAAAGCUGAAGGCGCUGAGCAUGGCAUCAGAGCUGAACUUGUGCAGUUUGUGAAGGGUGAGAAGGGAGAAAGUGACAUAAUCUCAGACAUUUUUGGCAUUCAUACAAAGAAAGAAGGUGGCUCAAAACAUGGACAUGAUGCUGGACUUGGAGAUAUUGCAGAAAUCCUGGGUACUGAUUUCCAGUCAUCUUUGGAAAACACAGUUCGUAAGAAAAAAGGAUUACAG